GUACGCGCUAAUGUAGGUAUUAUCUAUCAUAAAUAUGAAUGAACUUCGUCUCAAAUCAGUUUAAAGUGCACAAAAUUCGAAACAAUGGGAAAAAGAGCUGAUCCGGACAAAUUUACCGUUACAAAAGAGGCUUUACUUCCUGGGUUAUUUUUCGCCUUAUUUUUACGAUGGUGUGUUGCGGCGUAUCCUUAUUCGGGGUACAAAAAACCCCCAAUGUAUGGAGAUUACGAGGCCCAAAGGCACUGGCAAGAGAUAACCGUGCAAACGCAGGUAUCACAUUGGUAUCGGAAUACGACUCAAAACGACCUACAGUAUUGGGGCCUGGACUACCCACCCCUGACGGCGUAUCACAGUUUUCUCAUUGGCUUAGUGGCAGACUGGCUCGACCCUGAAUCGGUGCGAUUAUUUGCAUCUCGAGGCUAUGAAAGUGAUCAACACAAAACAUUUAUGAGAUGGACUGUAUUUUUAAGUGACUUGUAUUUUUAUGUUACGGCUGCUUUAUGUAUCUGUAUAGAUGCUGAGCGUAUCAUAGGUAAAUACCAUACAAAUGUAUUCAAACGCACAGACAUAGCAACCACUCUUUUUUUACUAUAUCCCGGCUUAAUACUUAUUGAUCACGGUCAUUUUCAGUAUAAUUGUGUUUCGUUAGGUUUAUUUUUAUGGGCAUCGUUUUUUAUUAUUGCGAUACAGAAUGAUACAUUGGCUACAAUUUGUUUUGUUCUAGCACUUAAUUAUAAACAAAUGGAACUGUAUCAUGCAUUGCCCUUUUUUAUUUAUUUAUUGAGAAAAUGCUUUAUGUGUGUCCCGAACAAAGGGAGAUUUUCUCACAUUAUACAUCGGUUUAAUAAACUUGCUAUUGCUGUAAUAUCUACCUUUAUUAUCAUUUGGUAUCCAUUACUGAAUUCUUGGGAUGACGUAUUUCAAGUAUUACACAGGUUGUUUCCUGUUAAAAGAGGUGUAUUCGAAGACAAAGUCUCGAAUGUAUGGUGCUCAGCUAACGUUUUCAUUAAGUUAAAAUAUGUUUAUAAUAAUGAGGAGAUGAUAAGAAUGUGUUUUUUGUGUACAAUCAUGGCUGCAUUGCCGUCAUGUAUAGAUUUCUUCUUUAGAAUUAAUAGAAAGAAAUUUGUUUUAUGUCUAAUAAAUGUAUCUUUGGCAUUUUUUCUCUUUUCCUAUCAAGUUCACGAGAAGUCAAUUUUGCUUGUGGCUAUUCCAGUAGUUAUGCAUUUGCCUGAGGAUCCAUUUAUGUGCUUUUGGUUCCUACUAGUGUCAACAUUUAGCAUGCUACCAUUGUUACUAAAAGACGGGUUAUUGAUACCUUUUCUAUGUACAAGUUUAAUAUAUUUAAGUUUUUACAGUAUCAUUUUGAAAUUAUCAACUAAAGAUGCUGGUAUUCUGUCAUUUCUCAAUGCCAAUACUGUAUACAAGGCUGCCAACCCGAUGGCUAAUCACAACUCUGUGAUAUUGAAACUUCUUAGCACAAACUUUUUUUUCUCACUUCAAGGGAUGUUUUGGUUGGGCCUUGGAACAUUAUUAGUUGAGCCACCACCCAGAUAUCCAGAUAUAUUCCCAUUAUUAAUAUCUAUGUAUUCAUGUAUACAUUUUAUAUUCUUUUUAGUGUAUUUCACACAUCAGCAAAUAUCUUUGCCAACCUGUUUACCGAUUAAAAUAAAAGUAAAAAAAAAUUAAUUACAUUCACUCUGUUGUAUUAGUA
Vanessa atalanta (red admiral) is the source of this 1711-nucleotide messenger RNA. RefSeq names its product dolichyl pyrophosphate Man9GlcNAc2 alpha-1,3-glucosyltransferase (gene gny). The record is from RefSeq and is a predicted model, not a curated record. Gene Ontology annotation, cellular component: endoplasmic reticulum membrane. Gene Ontology annotation, biological process: protein N-linked glycosylation. Lineage: Eukaryota; Metazoa; Arthropoda; Insecta; Lepidoptera; Nymphalidae. The transcript has a single exon. Gene Ontology annotation, molecular function: dolichyl pyrophosphate Man9GlcNAc2 alpha-1,3-glucosyltransferase activity. Bases 85 to 1686 code for a protein of 533 amino acids.